AUGGCACCUCCAGCGGUAUUGAUGGUAGGUACCGGGGAGUACACUACCGGUUUCGUCUCCGGGGCUGCCUCAACAUCAGAUAAGAAAGUGGGAGUGGUGGGCUUGACACUGUUCGACCUUCGUCGACGAGGAAAGGUUUCGGGGUUAUCGAUGGCCGGCGUGUCGGGUCGCAAAUUCCCGGCCAUCAGACAACACCUCCAGAAGAACAUCUCGGGAGCCUACAACGGACUGGACGUGUCGUUCUCGUCGUUCCCGUCCGACGACACAUCGGACCCGGAGGCGUACAAGACCGCAAUCGACGCCCUCCCCAAGGGGUCCGCCGUGACCAUCUUCACGCCGGACUCGACUCACCACGAGAUCGCAAAGUACGCCAUCGAACGGGGGAUCCACGUCAUGCUCACCAAGCCCGCCACGAAACUCCUCUCUCACCACCUCGACCUCGUGGCGCUGUCCCGGAGACACGGCGUGUUCGUGUACGUCGAGCACCACAAACGAUUCGACCCGGCGUACGCCGACGCCCGGUUCCGCGCCCGCGACCUCGGCGACUUCAACUACUUUUACAGCUACAUGUCCCAGCCCAAGUCGCAGCUCGAGACGUUCAAGGCCUGGGCCGGCCGGGAGUCGGACAUUUCUUACUACCUCAACUCCCACCACGUCGACAUUUGCGAGUGGAUGGUGAGAGACGCCGGUUGGAGACCGGCAAGUGUGCGAGCGAGCGCGAGCGUCGGAAUUUCAGAAUCCGUCGGGUGCGUCCAGGGCACCGAGGACACAAUCACCUUGCUGGUCGACUGGGUCAACAAGGGGGCCGAGAGCCACGGCGACGGAGACAUCGGGAAGCGAGCCACCGGCAUCUACACGGCAAGCUGGACGGCGCCGAUGAACGCGGGAGUGCACUCUCAGCAACACUUCCACUACAUCGCGUCCAAGGGCGAAGUGAAAGUCGACCAGGCCAAACGAGGGUACGACGUCGUGGACGAAAAUGACCACUCCGGUAGCUCCCUGAAAUGGUUCAACCCGUUUUACAUGCGGUACGCGCCGGACGAGGAAGGGAAUUUUGCCGGGCAGGGAGGAUAUGGUUAUGUGAGUUUCGAAAAGUUCAUCGACGCCGUCACGGCCGUGAAUCAAGGCCGGGUCGGCCUCGACGAGUUGGAUAGGAGGGGGUUGCCGACGUUGAGAAACACCAUCCUCACCACGGCAAUCCUCGAGGCCGGACGGAGAAGCUUAGACGAAGGUGGACGCACGGUCGAGAUUGUGGGAGAGGGUGACGAAGUCGAGUUGAAGUGAAUUGUUGUUAGCGCAUGCUGCAUGGCACGUAUUGAGAGAUGAAAAGGACGCAUCCCCCCGAACAUGGCAUACGACUACGAGGUGAAGAUUGAUGAGAUUCAUUGCCA
Molecule: messenger RNA, 1391 nt
Organism: Exophiala oligosperma
Lineage: Eukaryota; Fungi; Ascomycota; Eurotiomycetes; Chaetothyriales; Herpotrichiellaceae
Exons: 2
Coding region: 1-1284 (427 amino acids)
Biological process (GO): NADPH regeneration
Cellular component (GO): cytoplasm
Molecular function (GO): nucleotide binding; oxidoreductase activity
Source: RefSeq, a predicted model, not a curated record